Symbiodinium necroappetens is the source of this 579-nucleotide messenger RNA. Lineage: Eukaryota; Dinophyceae; Suessiales; Symbiodiniaceae. The record is from the annotation of a GenBank genome assembly.
AUGGCCUGCUGUGUCUCUUCGGCCAUUGGGUCCAAGAGGGCGCUUGCAGCCGGCAUGGGGCGCUACCGGCGUGUCUGCAAUCGCCACAAGAGGCCCGAUGAGGGAGGAACGGUCUUUGCGGCCGUCGAUCCGACGGGGGAGCUUCCCGCAGGAUCCUGUUACCUGGUCAUCGACGGGAAGGUCUACGGCAACGACAAGCGCGUUGAUGCGACCACUGUGACCGUGGUCACCCCACCUCGGGGAAUGAUGCUCCCGAACAACACGCUGCUGUACUCGCGGCACGGGGACAUGAACUCCAAGCUCGCAGGCGGCGAUGUGGACGGUGACCUCUGCCAGGUGUCCUUAUUUUGGCAUGACCUGGUGGAGUUGAUCCGGCACACCGAGGCCGAUGUGGAUGUGGAGGCGCAAGAUCUGCAGCGGGUUGAGGAGGAAGCGCUAUCUCGGGUCCGUACAAGGAGAACGGACUGGAGUGGGAGGACUCCAGAGGGCCGCCGUCUGUUGACUGCAAGCCGGUAUAGUAUGAGAAAGAGUUGUAACAAUUGGCAGUGUGGCGAGAACGUUCGUGUUGCUAUCAUGUAG